Phycodurus eques (leafy seadragon) is the source of this 1463-nucleotide messenger RNA. It is a transcript of the gene tmco1, whose product is annotated as transmembrane and coiled-coil domains 1. Gene Ontology annotation, biological process: endoplasmic reticulum calcium ion homeostasis. Gene Ontology annotation, cellular component: cytoplasm; endoplasmic reticulum; endoplasmic reticulum membrane. The transcript is spliced from 7 exons. Gene Ontology annotation, molecular function: calcium channel activity. The record is from RefSeq and is a predicted model, not a curated record. Bases 16 to 945 code for a protein of 309 amino acids. NCBI's taxonomy places the organism in Eukaryota, Metazoa, Chordata, Actinopteri, Syngnathiformes, Syngnathidae.
ACACUUACGUCUUGUAUGACGAGUAACGACUUGCGUCUUCCCACUCCCACGUCUUUCUCAAGUCCAACUCGAAUCCCCCACCUUUAUCCAGUCCUGCAAGAAAUCGUGCAGAUACGUGCGUCACGCACCCUCUCGCUCGCCAGGCGGCUGCUCCUCAGUCGACGAGAACUGUCGGCGUCGUGCCAGCUCAGCCAUUGUCCGGACACUCGUUGCACUUCCAACACAGCCCUGCAAGGAAAUACGACAACAACAACAAACUGGAAAAAGGAAAAAAAAACAGCGACUACGCGUGACGUCAUUUGGGGACACUUUCUACUUUGCGCUUUCCUCUUUCAAGAGCAGCAAAUGCGAUUGCGGCCACGAAUUCUCUUAGCUGGAUCUUUCCGUCAGCUAGUUGACUUGCUGCCCUCAGGGGGGCGCCAGAGGACUCCAAAGGCAAACACAUCAGGAAUCACCUGGGUGCUGGUGUACCGCACGGACAAGUACAAGCGGCUCAAGGCGGAGGUGGAGAAGCAAAGCAAGAAAUUGGAGAAGAAAAAGGAAGCCAUCACAGAAUCGGCAGGACGUCAGCAGAAGAAGAAGAUCGAAAGGCAAGAAGAGAAGCUCAAGAACAACAACAGAGAUUUGUCCAUGGUGCGCAUGAAGUCCAUGUUUGCCAUCGGUUUCUGCUUCACGGCUUUGAUGGGCAUGUUCAACUCCAUUUUCGACGGGCGCGUGGUGGCCAAGCUGCCCUUCGUGCCGCUGUCGUACGUUCAGGGCCUGUCGCACCGCAACCUGCUGGGCGAGGACUACACCGACUGCUCUUUCAUCUUCCUCUACAUCCUCUGCACCAUGUCCAUCCGACAGAACAUCCAGAAGAUGUUGGGCCUGGCUCCCUCCAGGGCGGCCACCAAGCAAGCGGGGGGCUUCCUGGGCCCCCCUCCCCAGGCCGCCAAGUUCUCCUAAAAACCCUCCCGUCUCACGGAAAAGACGUCCGUCGCUUGAAAAUGACCAGGGUUGUUUUUUGCCUAUUUUAUUCACGGAUCCAUUACCAGUAUUAAUGAUUGACUUCUAUGUCCUUUCUUACAUUGAAAUGAAGUUUUAUGGGUACGUUUUAGUUGUCAUUAUUUGAGCAUCACUGUUUCAGCUUCGACUGUCGGUGACUACCGGAGCCGCGUUUCAACGCGGAACGGGUCGGGCUGUCAAAUUGUCAGUCCUGGGCCGCAAGCUGGAAAUGUAUUAUCAUCAUGUUAGCAACACGCAAAGUUGAUAUUAUUUCAUUUAAACAACUCAUUUAAUUUGAUGUCAUGGAAAAAAUCGGGACAACAAUUCCUCAAAUGAUGUAACAAAGGGAUUUGGUCGCGAUAAGUGUUUGUAAUGUAAAGUGAUGAAAAUAUUGCAUUGUGGUACAGAUCUGAGAUGUUCAAUGAUGUAUUACAUCAAUACGAUGGUGAAAAAUGGAAUAUAUAUAAUUGACAAAAUUA